Molecule: messenger RNA, 1538 nt
Organism: Cylicocyclus nassatus
Lineage: Eukaryota; Metazoa; Nematoda; Chromadorea; Rhabditida; Strongylidae
Source: the annotation of a GenBank genome assembly
AUUCCGGAAUGGAUUCUUUGAUGGAGCAAUCGGCAAGCGGACACGCCACGCCACCACCACAUACCCCCGCCAGCCAAGAGGCGCUGAGCAAUUGGAAUUCACUUGAAGAACGUGUAAAGGAACUCUCCGGCCCCUCUCAGGAUUCACAAGCCACAGCUUCGGCAAGCCUAGUCGAGGGGAUCCCGCGUACGUCGAGAAGCGACCGCUGGGCCACACUGCGACCCACCCCGAGCCUCACCCAAGUCGUCGCGACCAUCGUCGGCCAUGUCCUCCCAAGGAUCAACGAUCAGAAGCCCUUAUCAUCUGCAACGAAUGCCAGACACGUCACAUGGAAAUGUCCCGGAAAACUAGCCCAUGGAAACACCGUUUUGGAAUGUUCAAUCGAGGAAAGAGUGCCGGACGUCAUCCCGAAUUCGCCUCUCAGCUGCAUCAGCAUAGGAACGCCGUACGAUCUCGCCCGGAACAUUUCUGUGAUAACUCAAUCUCAUAUUCCCGAUAAUUGGCGUGUUGCCCGUUUAUUGGAUGUCUCAUACGAUAUUCUGACCCCCCAUUCUCUAGGAAUUUCAUUGUCAUAUUUUCGUAGUCAUUGCCUUCAUGCGACCCUAGCCUCAGUAGUCGACGCCAAGAAGCCAGCACAGGACUGCCCUCCUCGAACGCGUGAUGACCCGUACAACUUGUCUUAUCUCUACGGAAAAGCCGUAGAGUUCGCAAACUGCAACCCCUGGAUGGAAAGUCGGUGGUGCCAGCUGAAGCCGCGGGAGACGCUCAUUCUGCUGCCGGAAGGAUUUGACGAGGUCCUACGAUGCCUUGAAGCCGAUUUUGUAGCAGUACACGUCAUACGCUCCCCGGAUGAAGUCGAGCCGGAAUGGUUUGCGGAGGAAUUAUCGGCAAUAAUACUAUUUUCACCUGCCUCGAGUUCGGAUAUCUUGCGCUGGAGAAGCGCAUGGACGCUAUUCCUAUACGCAGUCGCCCAAGGUGCGGAGUUGAUUGCACUUCCGGGUCCUCAAGAUGACGAAGGGUGGGGAGCCACCGUGGAUCUUCUUCGUGACUUAAUGGAGGAAACCUGCGCACAGCGCCCGAGCCUUGCCCCAAAAAUGCGAUGUUUGCUGCCGAAGCGCUCGGAAAACGCGAUGCUGGGAGCCGCCUACAAAAUUUUGGCCGACAAAAUCAACCUUGUUACGGGAAGACACUUCACUCAGAGCGCAGCGAAAAGGUUUUGGAACGCCACAAAAACCCAAUACAGCGCAUUUUUGAAACUGCCGGACUUCAAAAGGAUACGUGAGCCUGAGAAUAGCUGCAGAAGCGCAGCAGUGCAGAGGGAGCCCCGAAGUAGCACCUAUAUGCGAGGACGAGGAGCACGUCACAACUCUCGGUCGCAACAACGGAAUUUUAAUCAGCUGGAGAACAGAUCUUCGUCGUAUCAACGGAAUUCUCAUCGACGGGAGAACAGAUCUACGUCACAGAGCAGAACGACGCCAAAACCUCGUUUUCAAAGAAGGGAGCCCUUUAGAAAUUCUUGCAGAGGACGGCUAAACUAG